CGCCGGCCGCUCUCCGUUGGCGGCGGAUUCAAACUUUCUGACUGGGUCUCUGGGCCUGCGGAGACGUCAGAGUCGGGGUUCUCGGAGACCCCGUGGGGCGAGCUUCUGUGGGGCGUAGGGAGGACCCAGGAAGCUGAGGCGCCUGGUGCCAGAGAAGGAGGAUGGCGCCGACGACCACGGUCUCGCAGAGGAAACUGAUAAAGCGGAAGGCUCCCCGCGGCUUUCUAAAGCGCGUCUUCAAGCGACGGAAGCCUCACCUUCGUCUGACCACAGAUAGCGACCUACUGGUGCAUCUGAACUGUUUACUCUUUGUUCAUCGAUUAGCAGAAGAAUCUCGGGCAAAUGCGUGUGAGAAUAAGUGUGGUGUCAUUAAAAAGGACCAUGUACUGGCUGCAGCAAAGGUAAUUCUAAAGAAGAGCAGAGGUUAGAAGUCAAAGAACACAUUUUGAAAAUUAAUCAUGUAUUAUUUUAGGUGGUAUCAGAUCGUGAAAAAGCAUUUUUUAUAUAGUGGUUAAUAUUGUGUAUUAAAAUGUUGGCUAGUUUGAGGGAUGUGUGUGUUUGUAUAUUUUUUUUACUGGUAUUGAAAUAUCUCAAGUAAACUCCUAGAACUAUAUAACUUUGUUUUUGCGGAAUUGUUUCAUUUAAAGGGUGCUUUAGUUCAUUUUACUUCCCUUUUAUUGGCAUUGUAGAUGUUUUAUAUAUCAGAGAUGAAAUCUCAAUACAUGAAGCAGCUUGAAAAGAUGUAUUUCUUAGAAUUAAAUUUAUAAGUAUUUAGAUUUAGCCACAAUUAACUAUGGAACCAAUUUAAUCUCUGAAGGAAGGAAAUGUACAGUCAAAUCUAGGAACAUUUUAAGUAUUUUAACUCUUUAAUGCCCUUGUCUAAGCAAUGCAGUGUACUUUUAUGUUAGGCCAAUAGUGUAAUUAUAUAAUAUCUCAACUGUAAAUAUCAACAAAGUGUUUUCAAAACCUAUUUCCUUCCAAAACCAAAAAAAAUUACAGAGCAAACUGACUUAUUUUCUUCAAGUCACACAGCUAUAUUAGAUGGGUGUUUGUUUCAUCCCAAGUAAUUUUUUAGAAGUUUAUUGCAUAUCAUGUAAUAGUUAUGCUUUUAACUUUUUAUUUUGAACUUGCAAGGAUAGUGCAGAGAGGUCCAAUUGUAUUUUCUAUCCAGUUGUCUCCUAAUGGCUACAUCUUAGUUAUAGUACAGUAUCAAAACCAGGAAUUUUACAUGGUACAGUGUGCGUGUGUAAUUCUGUGCUAUUUUAACACAAUUAUAGAUUUGUGCAAGAACCAUUACCAUCAAGAUAUAGAAUUAUUUCAUCACUACACAGUUCUCCAUUAUGCUGUUCUACCCACCAUUGCACACUCAACCCUCCCCCUCCUACCUCCACCAGCCCUAAGCCCUGGAAACUGCUCAUCUGUUCUCCAUCUCUGUGACUUUCCCAUUGUGAUGGAAUCGUACAGGUUAUGACUUUUGAGAAUUUGCUUUUUUCACUCAGCAUAGCUAUCUUGAUCUCCUAUAUUAUUGCAUGUAGCAAUUUGAUCCUUUUUAUUAUUGAGUCGUACUCCAUGGUAUUUAUGUACCACAGUCUGUACAGUUAUUUACUCAUUAAGGGACAUUUUGAUCAUUUCUAGUUUUUGGCUAUCACUAAUAAAGCUGUUAU
This is a messenger RNA of Phacochoerus africanus (Common warthog), 1664 nucleotides long. RefSeq names its product centromere protein W (gene CENPW). Gene Ontology annotation, molecular function: protein heterodimerization activity; DNA binding. Bases 162 to 428 code for a protein of 88 amino acids. Gene Ontology annotation, biological process: chromosome segregation; kinetochore assembly; mitotic cell cycle. Lineage: Eukaryota; Metazoa; Chordata; Mammalia; Artiodactyla; Suidae. The transcript has 3 exons. The record is from RefSeq and is a predicted model, not a curated record. Gene Ontology annotation, cellular component: nucleoplasm; kinetochore.